CACAUUUGUGGUUGUCAAAUUUCAUGCAAUUUCUUUAUGUACUCUUCAUUUGCUGUGAAAUAAUUUAAAGGGUACAGAAGUUGUGAUUAAAGUGUUGCAUUAUUUUUCUGCAUCGUCAACGAGCAGAAAAUUGCCAAAAAAUUAUAGUGUUUAUAUAUACACAUAUAUAUAAAAAGUGCAGCUUACGCUAAACACGCAGCAGCCGCAAUUGUGUGCCCAAGCGAAAGAUGGGGAAGCAGGUGUCUAAGUAAAAGUAGAUAAGCAACGUCUGGAAGCAGUUUUCUUUGCUUUACAACGCAGACAAAGAAAAAGCAACAGCAGUAAUAUAAGAAUUUACAUUCGUGUGCGAAGAAUAACUCACACAUCAAGUGGAAGAACCUACAGCAGCAGCAGAGCUCUGUGUGACGACGACAACGACGACGUCGACGUUGACUUACGAAAAAAGUCGAGAAAAACAUCUGCAAUACACGCAAAACAGCAAAAACAAACUACACAAAAAUGCUCAUAUUGCAAAGCUAAACAACAAUUUGCCACUUUUCCCCACAAUUUUUUUUAUUUUGGUUUUUUGCAUAAUUUAAAAUUUUCUUACCUCGACUUUUAAUUUCUUCCUGUGCCUCUACAAAGCGCACACACACACACACGCAUUGCUUGCCGUCAACUGAGUGCGCCGCAUACCUUACGACCAACCUGCCGGUCGACCUACUUAUGUAGAGUAUUUGGUGAAUAUUACUUCAUUCAUACAUUUAAUCGCUGUUAAAAAGGUACAUUUAGCAAUCUAAAGCUAUUUGAGCUCUACUGAUUUCACAAGUUUUUGAAAGUUUGCUGACCACGCGUUCUCCCAAAAAAAAACUUAUUUUUCUACGAGAUUAUAUAGAUUGCAGUAACUGAAUUGCAAAAUUAAUUAAAGAUGGUUAAGGAAAAGCCUAAUUCUACACGAAUUUAUGACAAGGAUGGCUUUCGCCGUCGUGCCGCUUGCAUUUGCGUGCGUUCCGAUGCCGAGGCAGAGGUGCUGCUGGUGACAUCUUCACGCCGUCCGGAAUUGUGGAUUGUGCCCGGCGGCGGUGUUGAACCCGAAGAGGAGCCUUCGGUAACGGCUGUGCGUGAGGUGCUCGAAGAGGCCGGCGUUGUCGGCAAGCUUGGGCGCUGUUUGGGUGUUUUCGAAAAUCGCGAGCAUAUGCAUCGCACUGAAGUGUUUGUUAUGACCGUCACCAAUGAAUUGGAAGAGUGGGAAGAUUCGCGUAGCAUUGGUCGCAAGCGCCAAUGGUUUUCCAUUGAUGAUGCGUUGACACAGCUGGCACUGCAUAAACCGACACAACGGCACUAUUUGAUGCAGCUAAGGCAUUCAAAGAGUAAUACGACCGCUUCGAAUACACCACCGGCAUCGCCUACAGCAACAUAAGGAUAAUGGUGUAGUUUUGUCACACCCAACACAUGCGUAGCUGCAGCGCAACUACAUACGUGUGCGGCGACACGUGGACCGUAGACUUAAAGUGACACCCAUAACAACACACACACACACACACACGCAUAUUAGCAUAUAAAAACACGCAUAGACGCAUAUUUGUUGCGUCGGUGUUGGCACGCAUCACCAACAACAACAACAGUUGCCAUCAGGCACACUGCAGCGCUCUUUAAUAGCUGUAAUAAUACACUUAAAUUUCCUAUUAUUUUGGCUAAUUUGCACACAACUCACUCACAUCAAAAUUUAUUGUUUUUUGUGCGCGAAGUGCAUGCAACACGCAAACACACACACACAUACUUUUAAGUAUACAAAAUCAUUACCAUUUAAUUAUGCCGUAAAGUGAAACAUGUUAUUAUAUUCAAAUAGUAUUUAGUUGAAAAAGUUUUAUUUGAAUUAUGCAGAACACCAUAGACUCGUAUAAAAUUAUGCUCCACAUCAAACAACAAUAUUCAUCACUAACGUUAAGAUACUUUUUAAUACUGUAAUAAAAUCUAUAAUAUUUAAGUUGAACAAAGUGAAAUCUAGAGCAACGGCUUGCAAGUUGUCUGACAAAAAAAUAAAAAAAAUAAGAAAAAUAUUUUUUUUUUUGUAAAAUGUUCAGUUUUAUUUAGUGUAAGAAAAAAAAUUAAGAAAAAAGUGAAAAAAAUAUUCAAAAGCGCCACACAGCGUUAUAAAAGUAAAUCGUUGCGUUAACUUUAACUGGAACGCAGUUUUAGCUUUUUUGAAAAACGAAAUUUCACACAGUAAACGUAAAUAACUAAAAAAUAGCUAUUUUCAUAAAAAAUAUAAUGAAAAUUAAAUUAUCAUGAAAAGUAACGAAUUAAUUAAGUGAAAGGCUACACUGACGCAAACAAUAAAUAAAAUCAACAAAAUAAAGCGGAAAGUUUAACUGAAAACUUUAAACAAAUUGCACAUUUUUGUAAAUUUCUACCUAGAUUUUCUACUAUUUUAUAAUUUAAAACGAAACGAUAUGAAACAAAUGCUUAUAACUACUUACUAUUGUAAUGUAUGUCUGUAUGUAAUAUUGAAGUUGCGCUCAGCUGCUUUUUGCGGAAGCAAUUAAAUUGUGUAAUCAAAAUUCUAAAGUAAACAAAACAAAAAACCAAAACAAAAACAUUAAAUAAGCAACCAAUACCAAUCAUGAGUAUCUAGCAUGUAUAAAAAGUAAGCAAAAUUAAACGAAAAAAUUCAAGAAAAGUGAAAACGUUUGCGUAUAAGAUUUUGUGUGCGUUGUUAAGCGUUAAUUUUGAUUUGCAAAAAUAAAUUUUCAGUUUUGUUACGCUCGAACCGCA
Molecule: messenger RNA, 2754 nt
Organism: Bactrocera tryoni
Lineage: Eukaryota; Metazoa; Arthropoda; Insecta; Diptera; Tephritidae
Gene: Aps
Product: diphosphoinositol polyphosphate phosphohydrolase 2
Exons: 5
Coding region: 908-1399 (163 amino acids)
Biological process (GO): adenosine 5'-(hexahydrogen pentaphosphate) catabolic process; diadenosine pentaphosphate catabolic process; diadenosine hexaphosphate catabolic process
Cellular component (GO): cytoplasm; nucleus
Molecular function (GO): bis(5'-adenosyl)-pentaphosphatase activity; endopolyphosphatase activity; bis(5'-adenosyl)-hexaphosphatase activity
Source: RefSeq, a predicted model, not a curated record